GGCGAGAGAGAAGUGUGGCCGGCGUUGAGCGCAUAUAGGUAGUCGUGAGAAGAGUCAGUCAGUGACGGGUUGUGUCUUUAGUGGCGUGGUGAACGAUUGAGUCGAGCCGCUUGUGUUAAAAAAUGAGCUGGCAGGAUUACGUUGACAAGCAGCUGCUCGCGUCUAGGUGUGUUACCAAAGCUGCAAUCGCGGGACACGAUGGCAACCUUUGGGCAAAGUCUGAAGGCUUCGAAGUAAGUAAAGAAGAGUUGACAAAAUUGGUCCAGGGAUUCGACGAGCAGGAUAUUCUGACGUCGUCGGGUGUUACCUUGGCCGGCAACAGGUACAUUUACCUGUCAGGUACGGAUCGAGUGAUAAGGGCAAAGCUUGGCAAAGUCGGCGUCCACUGCAUGAAGACGACGCAAGCGGUAGUUGUUUCUCUUUACGAAGACCCUAUACAGCCACAGCAGGCCGCAUCGGUCGUUGAAAAACUCGGGGACUACCUUGUGUCCUGCGGCUAUUAGGUUGGUAUAUACGUACUAACCUCUGGGACCCAACAUAAAUAUCUAAUAUUAAUAUUAAACGAUACGAUCGAUUAUUUUAAUGAACAGCGAAUGGAAUGCGUCAUGCCGCACGAGUCGCGCCGGAACUGCCGCAAGCUUGCCGCGCGACAUUCGAUGAAGAGCAACAACUACAUCAGCAACAACACCAGCAACACAGCUAUCAUAUUCCAGUCGUCGUUCUCUCCUCUUCGAUUCGGCCGAUCGACGUUCGGGGAACAGACGCACGCGCUCACGUGUGCGUAAUAAUUUCCGAAAAAAGCUCCUAAGCAUUUACUUGGAAAAUGAUCGCGCAAAUUGUAAUCGAUGAAGGGCGGUCUUUUCAUUGUUUUCGUUUCAUCGUAGCAUCCAUGUUUCGAAUUUUUAUGUCCGUUUGUGUAUUCACGACCGAGAUAAUGUCAGUACUAUAACGACAGGAAUUCCGAAAGCUUCGAUGAAGACAAAGGAAAAAAACGCUUUUUUACAAUUGAAUAAUAAAACGAAAAAUUAUGAACCGCAAGUACCAUGCAGUUUUACAUUUAUACGCACCAUAACAACAGAUAAGUAUUUACCUCAGAAGUGAUAAUGACAUAUACAGUGAGCCGGGAUGAAUUAAACGAGGGCAAAAAGAAGAAAUAUCUUUUAUUUGCGAACGAUCGUAUUAUGUCGAUUCGUUGACGGAGAGACAAAAAUACACGAGACGCAUGCAUUAAGUAUAAGAAAUAAUGAUAAUAAAUAAUAGUAAACUAUUGCGUGUUAGGUUUACAGUCUUUUUUGUAGAGAAUGAAAGGAUGUUAGAGACGGUGAAAGAGAGAGAGAGAGAAAGAGAGAGAGUGCGAGCGUUAGAGAAAGUUUGAUGGAAUAAAAGAAGAGGUGAUGAUGGAGAAAUGGGCGUGAAAGAGGAAGCGAAUGAUCGAGAGGUAACUAACGAAUUAGAAAGAGAGAGGGAGUGAGCGUGUGAGUGAGAAUAAUAAGGGAAAAGGGGGAGGUAGAAUGUGAAUGAAAAAAUUAAUUUCAAGAAUUGAAGAAUCGCGAAGAGGGAACAAGGGAAGCGGUGUCUGGAAAUGUGUAAGAGAGCGCAAUAGAGGUAUUAACACCGAUGAUAGAUACGGAACAAGAUGAUAAAAGAGGCAAAAGCGAUGUGAAGCUACAGUCGAUGAGACAGUUGACAGCAAUGGUGGCGGUGAGAGGACGGUGCGGACGAUGCAGGCAAACGCGCGGUAGGGGGUGAAAAGGCGUGGAUUGAUUGUAAUCCUGGUUGGCCUCUCCCUCCCCCAUCCAGAUCGAUACAACCCUUUUAACUAUUUACUCUCUUUAAUAUUGCUAUGUGUAAGAAGAAUAAAACAAAUCGGGGGAUGUGUCACUUAUCGAUAAGAGGAAGAAAUACAGAGAAAGAGAGAGAGGGAGAGAGAGAGAGAGAGAGAGAGAGAGAGAGAGAGAGAAAGAGAAAGAGAAAGAGAAAGAAAGAGAUAGAGAGAGAGAGAGAGAGAGAGAAAAAGCGAGGGACGGGGGUGAGAACUGGAACGAGAAAAAGAGUCGCAAGAUGUACACCAAGAUAAUAUAAAUAUAUAAAUAUGACAUUUUCAAGCGCGCGUGGCAUGCAUACAAAACACAAACACGAUUGCGAAAGUUGAAAGGUAGAACUAUACACGGAACAAGAAUACACAUAUAAUUCGAUUUUCUAUAAUUUUUAUAUCUUCAUUUAUUCAUUUACAUCUUAGUUUUAGUUUCUUCUUUUAUAUAAUCAGUGUUCCCUAUCUAACGAAACUGAUUAUAAUCGAAGAUAGUCUCUUACGUUUGAUACGUGGAUCUAAUAAAAAACCAAAUCUAUGAAAAUAAAAAUUUGGACUUAUAUAAAAACAUAUUCGGAAGAGCAACGUAGUUCUCCUUGGCCGUGUAAACGUUUUUCAUUCGACUAGCGCAGUCUUCUAUAAGUUAUACCAAGAAGAACACCCCCGCAGUCGUAUACAGACGCGCAUGUAUACACACACACACACACAUACACACACAUCUAAUACACGAUACCGCUAUCAUUUAUUAUUACUGUAAUAUUACUGCUACUAUUAUUAUUAUAACUGGUUGCUUGUCGAUUCGGCUGGUGUCAAGCAGCAACCCAAACUACUAUGUAACGAUUUUUAUUGAUAACAAAAUAAGGAAUAAACAUUGAAGUAAUAAUUGUAAUAAAAAGGUAACUCCCAGGCGUCGUUGAAAUAUUCGCAUCCGCCUCAUGCUUUUAGCUUUUACUUUUUUGUUUGGAAAAGGAUAUAUAUAUACACAUAUAUAUAAUAUAUAUUUUGAGAUCCUUACGUUUUAUGGGAAAAAAUCGUUCUCGUUAUAUCGAGACCAACAAUGCGACGAUUAUAUACAUACGUACUACAUUUUUCGUGUCUUAUCGAAACUGGAUCGAACUCAACGGCCGAUAAAACCACUUUCGACUUUUUGAAAAAAUAAUAUGUACACCGGAAGAUGGUCGAUGUUUAUGGUUCAAGAAAGGCAGAAAUAGAAAGCAAAAGCGGGUGGGAUAGGGGGAUGAGUGAGGGUGUUGCGUGCGCGUCGAGCACGCGCGCGCUGGGACGCCUGUGCGCAUGAGAGCGAGCGAGAGAGAGAGAGAAAAA
Messenger RNA from Bombus huntii, 3133 nucleotides. RefSeq names its product profilin. NCBI's taxonomy places the organism in Eukaryota, Metazoa, Arthropoda, Insecta, Hymenoptera, Apidae. Gene Ontology annotation, molecular function: actin monomer binding. Bases 123 to 503 code for a protein of 126 amino acids. The record is from RefSeq and is a predicted model, not a curated record. The transcript is spliced from 3 exons. Gene Ontology annotation, cellular component: cell cortex.